ACACACACACACACACAUACCUGGCAACAUCGACAGUUGCUUUGUUAACACUUCACUGAGCCAAGAUGGCAGACUUCGAAGAGCUGAGCGAUGAAGAGAAGGUCCGCAUUGCAGCUAAUUUUGUGAUGCACGCUCCUCCUGGAGAGUUCAAUGAAGUCUUCAACGAUGUGCGGAUACUCCUCAACAAUGAUAACCUUCUCAGAGAGGGGGCAGCUCAUGGCUUUGCCCAGUACAACAUGGACCAGUUCACCCUCGCCAAAAUUCAGGGAUAUGACGAUCAGGUCCUGAUAACGGAGCACGGAGACCUGGGUAAUGGCCGCUUCUUUGACCCUCACAACAAGAUCUCCUUCAAGUUUGACCACCUCAAAAAGGAAGCCAGCGACCCCCGGCCCCAUGAUGGCGAGGCAGCCCUCAGGUCAUGGAGAGACGCCUGUGAUUCUGCCCUGAGAGCCUACGUCAAGGAGCACUACCCCAGUGGAGUUUGCACCGUUUAUGGGAAAACAAUCGAUGGCCAGAAGACCAUUAUUGCUUGUAUCGAGGGUCAUCAAUUUGAGCCUAAAAACUUCUGGAACGGUCGCUACCGGUCUGAAUGGAAGUUCAGUGUCUCGCAAUCUACAGCACAAGUGGUCGGGGUCAUGAAAAUACAGGUUCAUUAUUAUGAGGAUGGAAAUGUGCAGCUGGUCAGCCAUAAAGAUGUACAGGAAGCACUGAUUGUGUCUAACGAGAGCCAGACUGCAAAGGACCUUGUGAAAAUUAUUGAGGAUGCAGAGAAUGAAUACCAGGUGGCCAUCAGUGAGAACUAUCAGACCAUGUCGGACACCACAUUCAAAGCCUUACGCAGACAACUCCCAGUCACCCGUACCAAGAUUGACUGGAACAAGAUCCUCAGCUACAAGAUUGGCAAGGAGAUGCAGAACGCUUAGAGGAGUUACGAUAAACAAAUUGAAGAGAAGCCAAUGCUCGCGCAAACAUGUGUGACGCAACAUACCGUACUGUAUGUCCUUCUAAAAGAGACAUUGGUUUGGGGUUAUUAUUUUUAUUUUUUUUCCAGAGAAUGACAGCUUCCAUUAUGCACUACGAGGGGAUGCCUUCAUUUUAAAAUAACAUUGAGUGGUGUACCCGUCGCUCAUUCGCAAACGCAUAUUAUUUGUUAACAAAUAAUGCCUUUGGUGACACUGUGAAAGUUUGGGUCAUUAUGUGCUAUUUGAAUUCUCACAAUCACACAUGUUCAACACACAGUUUUCGGAUCCCACAGUGCUUCGAAUGGACACACAUUCUCCUAAAACCCCUCAACUUCUGUGUAGCAACUAAUUUCUCUCUUUAAAACAUAACUGAAAUUCUUUAAGAGCUUCCAAUACCUCUAUAGUUUUUUAUUAACAGAGGGCAAAUACUGUAUGCAAUUCGAUAUGUUGGCCGGGAAGACACAUGACAACGCCAAAUUAUACCGUUUUAUAUUUUGAGCCUGAAGAGCCCAUCUGUUUUUAUUUAUGCAUCCCUCUGGACGCAGGGUUGUAGCCAGCGGACAUGCCAAAGCAUACCUUUUUCUUUACCAUUCACUGAAUGCCCCCCUUUUUAAAUUUAGUUGUGUCUCUUCUCUCGGUUGUAGAGACGUUUUCGGUGAAAAUCCCUCUUUACCCCCCUGGACUGAUAAAGUAUUGUUGUCCUCCUGCCAGCUCUUUGCCUUUAGCUUUUGCUAUAUUUUUUAUACAAACUGUAAGUACAUUUAUUAUUCAUGAAAUAAAAAUAUUAUCUUCAAGCAAUGCUAAUCA
This is a messenger RNA of Morone saxatilis (striped sea-bass), 1769 nucleotides long. Its product is annotated as F-actin-capping protein subunit alpha-1. Gene Ontology annotation, biological process: actin cytoskeleton organization; barbed-end actin filament capping. The record is from RefSeq and is a predicted model, not a curated record. Gene Ontology annotation, cellular component: F-actin capping protein complex; actin cortical patch. Bases 66 to 923 code for a protein of 285 amino acids. The transcript has 10 exons. NCBI's taxonomy places the organism in Eukaryota, Metazoa, Chordata, Actinopteri, Moronidae. Gene Ontology annotation, molecular function: actin filament binding.